Molecule: messenger RNA, 1375 nt
Organism: Gavia stellata (red-throated loon)
Lineage: Eukaryota; Metazoa; Chordata; Aves; Gaviiformes; Gaviidae
Product: low density lipoprotein receptor adapter protein 1
Source: RefSeq, a predicted model, not a curated record
AUGGAGGCGCUGCGGGCGGCGGGGCGCGCCGUGCUGCGGAGCCCGCGCCUCGCCCGACACGGCCUGGGGCUCCGCCGGCGGCGCAAGCUUCCUGAGAGCUGGGCUGAUAUGCAGGAGCCACUGCUUGAGGGAAUGUGCUUCACACUCAAGUAUCUAGGCAUGACGCUGGUAGAAAAGCCCAAAGGAGAAGACAUGGCUGCUGCUGCCAUCCGCCGGAUCGUUGCCACAGCACGGGUGGGAGCUCGCAAGUUCCAGAAGGUGAUUCUGACAGUGUCUCCGAGGGGCAUCUCGCUGCAGGAUGCAGACACAAAGGAGAUGGUUGAGAACAUCUCUAUCUACAGGAUCUCCUACUGCACAACAGACAAGCUGCAGAACAAAGUCUUCGCUUAUGUUGCCCAAAGCCAGGAGAGUGGGGCACUGGAGUGCCAUGCCUUCCUCUCACCCAAGAAGAAGAUUGCCCAGGCUGUGACUUUGACCGUGGCCCAGGCCUUCCAGAUGGCACUGGAUCUCUGGGAAGCAGCACAUGCAGGCUCUAGGCAGGAACAGCCCCUUCACCCUUCAUGUGUCUUGGAAAGCAGUGAGCCCGGCAGACCAAGUGAGCCAGCCCCCCCGGGGAGCCCUCCCUUCAGACACCAGUUUGGGGUACAGUAUGAGGACGAGGAGGAGGAAGAUGAUAACGGUGAAACCUUAUCUGGAGCCAGCGCCUCUUGUGCCCAGAGCAAGCUCUCCUACCGAACAGCUACUGUGCUACCGCUUGGGGCAACCCCCAGACAGCUGGAAGGGGCUGGGAGGGGUUGGAGACCUCCCCACAGCCGGCCCCAGGACUGCUGGUCCCAAGACUCCGCUGGGCUAAGCCAAAUCUCUGCAGCAAUGGACCAGCCACUCAGGAUUCACCCUGUGCCUGCACCCGGCCCAGACAGUGCCCCUGCCCCUGGCGCUGCCCACUAGGCACGGGGCCUGCUGGCACCUCUGCCAUGCAGUGCACAGACUGCGACACCUGCUCCUUGUCCUGCUCUCCGCCUGCAUGAACCGCCUCCAACUGCAGCUGCUCCCUGCUCCCAGCUUGGGCUGGUGGACUGGUGCUCCUCGCUCUGCCCACUCCCAGCGCAUGCAGAGCCACCCCACCUUCUCUGAGCCUGCAGGAUGCAGCCAGUGCCCCUGGGGGCUGCACUGUGCCUGACCUGUCUCGUUUCUUUCUCCUGUGUUGUGCCCUGUGGUGGCAGUUGGGGACCAGCUGAGGCUGAGCAGCCCCCUGGAGAUGGUGGAGGACUUGCUCCGCACGUGUGACCCUCAGGGAGCGAUAGCUCUUGGCCUGGAGGAGUGAGUGAGGAAGGCCUUGCCCCUGCAGUUCAGCCCCAUACCCUCUCACGAGUGA